Messenger RNA from Dibothriocephalus latus, 330 nucleotides. Lineage: Eukaryota; Metazoa; Platyhelminthes; Cestoda; Diphyllobothriidea; Diphyllobothriidae. The record is from the annotation of a GenBank genome assembly.
UUCCUACACUCCGUUGUCGUGCACUCGGGCAGACACCGUAGCGGCCGCUACAUUGCAUACAUCAACCCACUUGGAGACAAUGAGUGGUACUGUUUCAAUGACGCCUCAGUGUCUAAAUGUUCAUCAAAUGACGCUAUUAACAUGAAUUAUGGGAUUUCGGACGAACCAGACGAGUCAGAUUGUCAGCCCCAGUCAACUGCCUACAUACUGGUUUAUAUUGCAAAGAAUGCCAAGGAGGAGGUAUUACGUCCAGUCACCGAGGAGGACAUAACAGCGUCGCUGCGUAAACGCUUUCAAGAGGAACAGCAGAGUGUGGACGAAAACGAUUAG